Messenger RNA from Pocillopora meandrina, 7780 nucleotides. NCBI's taxonomy places the organism in Eukaryota, Metazoa, Cnidaria, Anthozoa, Scleractinia, Pocilloporidae. The record is from the annotation of a GenBank genome assembly.
AUGGGUCAGCAGCCAGUUAAAGCGUUAACGGAACGAUCAAAAUCUGGGAAAACGAUCAAGGCAUCUGGGAAGAGCAAAGAGGCUGAAAAGUCAGAAUUUCAUACUGCUACAGGUAAGAUUGAAAAUAGAUUUGAAGAUCUCUUUCAAUUCCGAAUCGGAUGUUUUUGGAAUCUGAUCAACCUCAAACACUAAUGUGAUAAUGUGUUUGAAUAUGUAAAGCUUGAAAUUUUGUUGUGGAAUUUGAUCAAAUAUCUGCUGACCGUAGGUAUGUCAAGCAAAUACAUGUCUCUACGUCUAAUGACGUACAAGGAAAGCUUUGACUCUCCGCACAGUGUGAUCUUUACCUUCCGUCUAAUUUGCAGAAAAAGAAAUUAAAAGCGUAAUGCACUUGGAAAAAUUAUGUCCGGCAGCGGCUUGUAAUUUCGCACGCAAAAUGUACAUCACAUUUUAAAUGGUUAACCAAUCCCUUUCGUGGUCUGUAGAAAUAAAUAGCUCCACACAACGUUAAUUCAAGCGAAAAGUUCGCCAAUUCAAGCGAAAAAUUCGCCAAUUGACUACGAUUUGUAUGAUUUACCUUCCGUCACUCUGCCCUUAAGGUAUUGAUCACUCUUGUAAGCGUGUUGUGAAAACAAACUACAGUUGAAGGUUGAACAUUAAUCAGCAUCUUAAAGCGUGCUAAGCAGGGUGCAUACGUCAAAAGUUAGCAUAUAAGCUAGUAUUUAUUGUUGUUUGAAUACUGGCCCCCAGAGUGAAAGCGUACAUUUCUCAAGCUUUAAUCGAAUACUUCCUUUUCCAUGUGUGCAUUGAUUUAUCGUUUGUUAUUUAUAUAUAUAGAAUGUAUGACAGCCCAGAUAAAAUAUUUCCUUAUUACUAAUCUGUUCAAUUAGCGUUAGACUAUUUUUUUCAGUGAGCAAUAUAAAGCGAGAUUGAGAGAGAUUUUUCAACCUUCAAAUAUUUCAAGUCUGGAAGACAGUUUGUGGGUUUUAAGCUGUCCUGUGAAACCUGUAAUAUCGUAACUGUUACCUAUUGUUUCAAGCCACUUAGUAAUAGCUAAUCACAACACUUGUAUGGUUUUUUGAGUACUCUGUUUAGUGGAUGAGAGUACAAAGCUGUCACAUUUUCACUUCCCUAAACAUGUGAUAAUUUUAGAUUCUUUCAGCAUUACUAGUUAUGACUUGCUUUGGAAGAAAGAUCAAUUAUUUACAGCAAUUUUUUUCAGGUACUCUGUUAGAAGGGAAGUUACAAAGGAUCAUUUUAUUAGCUAGAAGUCUUCAUUCUGUUUGGGCUGAGUGUUUUUUUCUUUUUGUAACUGAUUGACAUUUACUUUACUCUCAUGAUCGUAAAUAUGUAUAGUAUUUGUCAGCAAUCGCCUUUAAUAAAACUGGGAAAACAGGGUUUCUUUAAAUCCCCUUGCAGCUUUUUCUAGUGUCCAUCUGUACAUCAAAUCUGCUUGUAAUUAGAAACAAGAAUCAACUUGUGUAAUAAUUGUGCUCUUAAUGAAUGACUUUGCUUUUCAUUUACUUUUAAAGUUGAUCUUACAAAGCGACCUUUGCCUGAAACACCAUUGGAGAAGUCUGUUGCAGAAUGGGACUCUAAGGAUGACCUACUUACAGAUGACCAUUGCGAUAAAUCAAUAUUUAUUGCAAUACAUGACUUUCAAGCUGCUGGCAGCAAUCAGUUGACUAUUCGAACAGGAGAAGAAUUGGCUAUCUUGCGUUUCAAUGACACUGAAGAAUGGUGUGAAGGUCAAGCUAGAAAUGGAAAUAUUGGCUGGUUACCGAGUAGUUAUGUGAAACCUGUGAACAGCUUGGAAAAGCAUUCUUGGUAUCAUGGGCCUAUUUCGCGUAAUGCAGCAGAAUAUUUACUCAGCAGUGGAAUCAAUGGAAGUUUUCUGGUUCGUGAAAGUGAAAGUAAUCCUGGACAGUUAUCUAUCUCAUUGCGGUUUGAUUCAAGAGUGUAUCACUAUAGAGUCAGCCAUGCUCCUGAUGGCAAAAUGUAUGUCUCUACUGAUAAUAGAUUUACAUCAAUUGCGGAGCUUAUUCAUCAUCAUUCUAAGCAUGCAGAUGGACUUGUAACAACUCUUCAUUAUCCUGCGGCAAAGACUGAUAAACCCACUGUGUACAGUUUUUCACCUGAACCAGAUGAAUGGGAAAUACCCAGAUCAGAAAUUGCCAUGAAACAUCGUCUUGGUGGGGGGCAGUAUGGAGAGGUUUAUGAAGGAGUGUGGAAGAAGUACAACAGACCAGUGGCUGUGAAGACUUUAAGGGUGGGUAGCUCAUGUGCUUUCUCACAUUUUGUUAAAAAAGUAUCUUUUUAAUUAUUAAUUUUGCCUUUUUUACUUGUCUUAUAGACAGGUAAAAGGUUGGUGCAAUAUAUCCUAAAAUUGUCAUGCAUUUUUUUUUUUUUGGGAAGGGGGAUGACCUCUAACAGACUUUUAAUGAGAAAUUUCCCUCAAUGAAAAGGCAUAGAAAGAACAAUGUUUGAUUUCAAAACCAACUUGAAAAUAGAUGUUUAAAAAUCAUUGAUUUCAAGAUACUGUUUAUUUAAAAUAGUCAGAGCAUUAUAAUCUCCAGUUUGAAAUGGUGGAAAGACAGAAUCCUCUGAGUUUAGCAAUAAAAGGACUUUUAAAAUCAUAUCUAUCCUUAAGGAAAAUAACGAAGUCAUCAUUCAGAGAAAACUGGGCUUCUUUGAUUUCUGUAUGGUACAUUCAAUGGUUCACACUUAUGUCUUUACAAUGUCAUGAAACUGUUAACCUGACCCUAAGCCUCUGACAGUUCAUUGGUACAACACCUCAUGGUAUAAACACCACCUUGGAAUUCUUGCAUGAUAGUAACUAGCAUUAACCCUUAACUUCCAGAUGUGGCUAACGUGUAACUUCUGCCUAUGAUAUCCAUAUGUUUCCUAGCAAAUGGUUUAACUAGGAUACUAAAACUUAUCAGGAAGAAAUUUUUAUCUUGAUAUUACACCAAAUUCAGUCAGGUCAGUAAGAAUGGCAUUAAGUUCAUUGGUGUGGCCUGCAACGGUGAGGAGAUGAGAGAACAGUUCUAUGAAAUGUCUGAUAACAGCACAGUUUGGAAGGGUUCUUUACUCACUGAAUUAUGAAUCAUCUGAUCUAGGAAGAGACAAUGGAGGUGGAUGAAUUCUUGAAAGAAGCAUCAGUCAUGAAAGAAAUAAAACACCCACGACUGGUACAGCUCUUAGGUGUCUGUACAAGGGAACCACCAUUUUACAUCAUAACAGAGUUCAUGACCAAUGGCAAUUUGUUGGACUAUUUACGAAGCACUGCAAGCAAGGAUUUGAAUGCUGUCACACUGAUGUACAUGGCAACACAAGUGGCCCAUGCUAUGUCAUAUUUGGAAUCAAUGAAUUUUAUUCACAGGUAGGAAUUUGACAUUGUUAAAUACAAUGAAAAGAGCUGAACUAUAGAUUGUUGUGGUCCAACUAAAGUACUCUCGUACAGUUGCUAAAUAUUCUAAAACUUCCUUAGCUGUGCUUGAAAAAAGAUAACCAAAAUGUUGAAGGUGAAAGUUAUAUAUUCAAUUAAGAAACUGAGGAUAAUGAUUUGAGCCAGAAAGUACAAUUCAAGUUGUUUCAGUCCACAGUUUCUAUCAAUUUGCUCUAAGUUUCUGUUCUGAAACCAGAAAAAAUUUGUAGAAUCAAGCAAUCAGAAACGUUAUUUACAAGUAGGCAUGGACACUUGCAGAGUGAAAGUCAAGUUUUCAGUAGCUUACAGGUAUUGAGAGAUUUUUCUCAUCAAAACAUCCAUUUAGUGUCCUCUCCUGGGAAAACUUUGGGCAUUUCCCCUUCUAGACUUAAUGUAAGUCUUUUUUUACAUAAAUAUGAACUCUUUUUCCAUCUUUGUGUCUGUUAUUGAAGGGAUCUUGCAGCUAGAAACUGUCUUGUGGGGGAGAACAAUCUUGUAAAGGUUGCAGACUUUGGUUUGUCGAGACUAGUGACAUAUGACAUCUACACAGCUCAUGAAGGUGCAAAGUUUCCAAUCAAAUGGACAGCUCCCGAAGCUCUGGCCUACAACACAUUUUCGAUUAAAUCUGAUGUUUGGGGUAUGUUAUACCCCUUUAGAAUUUAGAUUAGUCCCUGUUAUUUUUUGGUCCAAUAAAUAACAAUUCUGUGGUGAUUGGAAUUUUGGCCAAAAAAAAAGAUACUUAACAAUCAGAUCAUUUUCUAAAUGGCGAGAAAACCUCAGUAGCUUCCCUUAAGGCAGAGGCUCAAAAAGGUACAGUGUAGGAGAGGGUUCUUUGAAGGUAAUUACGACAAUGACUAGUAUUCCAAGUACAAAAAAUUCUUGAUAUAAGAAUGAAGUUAUUGGACCACUGCAUGUACCUUAAUCAGGACCUAGAAUAAUUGAAGAAAAAAUGUUUACUGGGUUUCAAAGAACGCAAUGUUUUUAUCCUGUCAAAACUGUUAUAGGCACUGUAUCAGGAAGACAGAUUGUCUUAUUGUGACUACUGUCAAUCAUUUCAACCCAUCCAUUUAAGGAUCCAUGGAUAGUGAUUGGUUUGCAUCUAUUUCAAGAUUGGCAGAUGGGUUGAUAGGUUUUUGUUUUUGUUUUUGUUUUUGUUUACAGCAUUUGGAAUACUCUUAUGGGAGCUUGCAACAUAUGGUAUGUCACCCUAUCCAGGAAUUGACUUGUCACAAGUGUAUGAAAUGUUGGAGAGUGGAUACAGAAUGCCUUCCCCAGAGGGCUGCCCUCAAGAGGUCUAUGAAAUGAUGAUGAAAUGUGAGUCAUCUGUGUUGCAUCUUAUUAAAAGAUAUUAUAAUUUGUCAUGAAUGGGGGGGGGAGGGUAGGGGUGGGGGAGGGGAGAUUGAUCUGUCUUGAGUACUCCUCAACCAGUUUGGAUGUUGUGAUUGGUGGCUCAGUUAACUGCGCUUAGCAAAAUACUUAGUGUAGGUUACCAUGUGAUAAGCAUUUAGCACAUUGCUAUUAACAGUAUCCUGUGUGCAGGAGAGCUGGUAAAUGAUAUUUUGCUUAUUAGGUAUUAGUUAAAAAAAUGUUUUUAUUGGCUGAAUAAGUUCCCCUCAACUCCUGAAUAAGUUCUCCUCAACCAGUUUGAAUGUUGUGAUUGGUGGCUCAGUUAAUUGCACUUAGCAAAAUACUUAGUGUAGGUUAUCAUGUGAUAAGCAUUUAGCAUAUUGCUAUUAAUAAUAUCCUGUGUGCAGGAGAGCUGGUAAAUGAUAUUUUGUUUAUUAGGUAUUAGUUAAUAAAAUGUUUUCAUUUGCUGAAUAAGUGCCCCCUGUAAACUGUGGGAAAAUUGUGACACCAAUGAAGUAUUAAUUUUAAUUUGAACUAGGUAGUUGUUGGAAUUUAUGUAAGUAACUUAAAUUAGCAAUUGAAAUACUUGUAUUUAGGUUGGAGCUGGGAUCCACAAGAUCGACCAACAUUUUCUGAAAUCCACAAAUGGUUGAACACAGUCUUCUCAACAACCAGUGUUGAUGAAGGUAUUUUGUCCAUUAAAGACCUGCUUCUUAUUUUUUUUUUUUCACACAUAAUGGUAAUUGAACACAUGUUAGGAGAGAAGUCUUGCUAACUAGUCCACAUCAUAAGUCUCCAAUCCCUUUGCACCCUAACAUCAGUAUGCAUAUUCUCUGUAUUGUUCUCUAUAUAUCUCCCAAGGUGCUGACUUGGAGAAUUUGUUUAACAAUCAGGAGGUUCUUUUAUUUUGUUAGAGAUCAUUUCUUUUAGUGUUGUGACCUCAAUGUUUGACUCAGGGGUGAGGAAUUAGAUGCUAGUCACCUUUAGGGGUGUGAGGGUUAUUUCACAGAACCUUUCAUCCCAUUCUGGGACCAUGUAGCAUUUUGUGAUUUUCUGCUAAUUUUCCUCUUCCCAUUCAUACCUGUGCAUCUUUGUGGGGCUUGCUGUGAGAGAGUGUUUUGUUCAAUCCAAAAAAACAAUACAUUGACCUCCAGCAGGGAAGAUUUUCUAAAACAGAUUCAGACAUAAUAAAAUGGCAUAAUGUUAUAACAAAUGAUUUAAACCUAAGAGCUAAGUCAGAGCAAUUUAACCCAAGCUAAUCUAAAUUGAACAGUCACAUACAUUUUAGAUCAGGAUUUUUUAAGUAGCUGUUUUGAUUUUUUUAAAACAGAAGUGGAGAAAGCUUUGGAAAAGAAUAAAUCAAAAAAAGAUAAAGGAAAGAAAAGCAAGAAAAGAGGUGAAGCCAAUGAUUCUUUGUCAGCAAAAGACGAGAACACAAGUAGAAAAAAGAAAGAUGAUCCUCGUGGCUCAAAGUCAAAAAUGUCCAAUAUGAAAAAAAUUACCAGCUCACUGAAUCCAUCAGGGCCUCCUCCAGAACCACCAGCUCGGCCAAUGCUUAAAGAUCAAAACUGGGAGAAAGAAAAGGAGGCACGUCCCUCAUUACCUCCUUUACCAAAUGACCCUGUGAUGUCCAAUUUGAUGAAGGAAUUGGGUAACAGGUCUGGGACACUGAAAAAAGGAUCUGAUAAAGGAAUUGUUUCAAAUAGCAGAGAGCAAAAAGAGGAUCUUCCUUCAAGAUUUACUGCUGAUAACCUGCACAAAAGACCACCUGCACCUUUACCUCCAGAAUACCAACCUCAGGAGCAGAGAGGAGCACCUCAUUUCUCAAACCCAAAACAGCAAGAAAAUGGAAAUAAGCCUGCUCCACCCUCUCAAGGAUCCCGUAAAAUCACACACCCGCAACCUCUCAGCAAGCCACUUUUGCCACCACCCCGACAGUCUCUACAGAAAUCUUUGUCCAGUCCAUCCAGUCAAGCACCACUUUCCCCUCCUCCUCAAAUGAAUAAGAGCACAAAGUCACCUUUGCUAGAGGAGAAAACCAAAGAACUGGAUGCCCAGGUGUCAAAUAAAGAUAAACCAAGUAACUCUGCCAGGAAGACAAGUGCUGCAGGAAGUAAACCCUCUGAUCAUCUGAAUUCAGAAGUGGGCAAGCCAAAAAGUCCAGUUCCAAGACCACGGAACAGACCCCCUCCACCUCCACCUCCAAUCUCAUUACAAGAAAGUGGAAAAUCCACCUCGAAUUCAAGUUUGUCAUCUGGGGAUACAAACCUUUCAGAAUUUCCAAAUGAUGGGCUGGCAUCUCCCAAACCUCGCCCAGUACCCCGGCCAAGGCUGAGGGGAGAACAACCAUCAGAACAGAGUGAUAGAGGUUCUAAAAUUGAACCUCUCAGACAACCACCCACGAAAUCAAAACCAAUGCAUCCACCUCCAUCAAUCCCGGACAUUUCCAAAAGACCUUUAACCAGAAAUAAUUCAAGUUCAAGCCAGCAGCAAGUCAGUUCUUCGGUAGUGAAGCCAAAGUCAUCUGGGCCCAAACCAGCUCCUUCUAAACCAAAACCUCCAGUUAAACCAAACAUUCCCAGGAAACCUAAAAUUACCCCUCCCAGUUCAGGAGCUGAUUCUAAUCUACCACCCAAAGUAAAUGAACUUUUGCACCUUUCUGACCAAUGCCAAUCAAGGAUGAAGGCAAUUCUCUCUCUUACUGAUGCUAGAGUAAUGGAUGAUUCACAUAAUAAUCUUCUUCAGGCUAUUGAUGAGCUCAAAGGAAUCUCUCUUGAAGUUCUAGAGACAUCAUCAAGCUUAACUGACUCUCUAGAACCACAGGCACGGUUUAAAGUCCGUCGAACAGUUACAGAUCUGGAGGGUAAAUACAGUGACAUGGAGGGUGUAGUGGAAACUGUGGGACCUAAUCCUAAUGCUGUUGAUAUGGAAAGGAUUGGAAAAGCAGUGAUCAGUUUUUCUGAGGCACUAGAAAAUGUGUGUUUCACUGUAAGAGCUACUGCCUCCUGA